CUUCGCGGCGUUUAUUAUUAUUGUCAUCAUCUUUAUAAUCCUCAUCGAUGACGCAGAUGAUGAUCGCUUUAGGAAGGGUUCUUUUUCUUUGUGAAGUGUGAAGGCCUAUGAGCCUAACGUUAGGUGAUAAAAGCUACUUUACCCAUGACCGAGGCCAAGGAAGGGGGAGAAAUCCCAGAGGUCUCCAGAGACAAAGAGGAGGAAGGGGAAAUUAAUGCUAACUCAGAUGAAGUCUCCCGGGCACAAAAUGCCAAGGCUGAAGAAAGGAUCAAAUUCCUCCAGUUUCUUCAGUGCAUGGAUGGAAGGAAGGCUGUGUUCACAAUGCAUGAGAACACCCAGGUAAGGGGAAUCUUCAGGGCGGCCAAUUUCAUCCCUGAUGAGAUCAUGGUGAAUCAGCUUGAAACUCCAACAGGUGUCUUCAAAAGUGCUGUGUUACGGAUGAAGGAUAUCAUCUGCAUCGCCUUUGAACCAAUUGAUUUAGGCUCAGGGCCUAGUGGUGGUGCUUCCACUUCAGAAGCAGGAUCUCAGUGAAGCAGUACAAGGCAACUUUAUUUAAGUGUUAUAUUUUUCAUUGUGACAUUGGACAGCUACAAAUGAGGUUCACUGCCAGUCCAUCCAC
Darwinula stevensoni is the source of this 619-nucleotide messenger RNA. The record is from the annotation of a GenBank genome assembly. NCBI's taxonomy places the organism in Eukaryota, Metazoa, Arthropoda, Ostracoda, Podocopida, Darwinulidae.